CCCACGACCUCUGGCUUCAUCGCAGCUUGGGGUCCUGUCAUGACAUCUCAACAUGACUACUUUUCCCCUCUAGACAAGCCUCGCAUUCGGCACAUCACAGGCGUACGCAUCCAUCAACUCACCCUUCCCGAGAGUCUACCUUACGCAUCUAAGCUUCUGCAAGAUCCAGAGAUACCUUCCCCAAUAGAAGGAUACAACUUGGGCGACAGUAGCCGUCCUCGGCUUUCAAGCACUGCUUCUCACGAACUAUCCAGGAGAGAACGUAGGGUCUCUGUUGCCAGCAGGACACGUUCAGAGUCUUCUUCCACCAUCUGUCCUUCGUCUCCCGUUCAUCGCACUACCAGGUCUUAUCGUCUGAGAGCGCCUACACUCGCUGGGGAAGCUAUAGAACAUGCUCAGGAAGGGUCAUGGGCGGAAUCAGUUCUCUCAAAGGAUACCUCGGAUCAGGUGGAUACUGCAACUCAAGAACGACUAGCAAGAUGCUUUGUGGUCCUCAAGAUUGCUGAGAAAGACGGAGGCGUCCCGUUUCCUCAGAGAAGUCACAGUCAAAGCGACUCGUCUAGACCUCCACCUCUGCGACCCCUUCAAGGACGAGGACCGUCGAGAUCACUAUCGUCUCCUACCGCGAGAGCGGCGGAGAGUAGAUCACGACCGUCUACCGUUGAACCACCUGAUACCCCUUCUCCUCCAUUGACUCCUAUUAGUAGUACUUCAUCCUUCUCUGGUGUUGGAGAUCGACCUGCCAUAAACAGACAAUCGUCGCUUUCCAUUCAAGGGAAGAACAAAGGCCAGCCGGCAAGAUUAUCUAACACCGAAGGGAAACUCGAGUCGGCCAGUCCAAUGAAAACGAAAUCCAGUCUGCCUCCUAUAUCAGUCUCUCUCCGCCAGUCCAAAACUGGUCGUCCUGCACCACGGCCCUCGAGUUCUGCAAGCGAUACCAAAGUCCCAUUACCUUCCAUCUCGACUCCCACGCCCACUACUCCCUUUUUCUUCUCUUCUAUACAUCCACCAUCGACACAUCCACGUUUCCUCUCCCUUACACCGGAGACUGACUUUGCAUCAUGGUUGACCGUACAAGAGAUGGCCAGCAGUGAGCUUGUAGUCGAAAUAUGGGUGGAGGACUCGUUCGUUCCAUCCGUUGAAACACUGAAAUGGCGCAAGCUCGAAAAUGUGGGAGGCAGAGUCCAGCUAGACGAUCUACGAAUAGUGACCGACGAUACGGUCCGACCACCCAACACACUCGAAUUCACUCUAUCCAUUUUUCCCAAGAGUGUCUUCUACCUUCCUCUCGGUGGAUCUCAUCAUGUCACUGGUACAAAGAACGCAGAUUCCAUGCGGAGUAUGUUGCAAAGAAGUGUACGAGAGUUACGCAGGAAACAGAGUCUGGGCGUAGGAGGUCUGCAUCAGCUGGUCAACCUUCAAGCUGUGAUAGCUGAUACCGAGCGAGAGAUCGCGCAGGUGCAGCGGAAGAUCAACGCUCUCCUGCUUGCUGAUACGGACAAUAGCGCCCUUCGCCGAGAGGUCGAAGAGCGGUCGGGCAGGAUCAGAUGGCUGAAGAAAGCAAUCAUGGAGGUUGAGAAAUCGACGAUGGAAGCACAGUCGAGAGUGUCUUUGGAGCAAGAGGAGAUGGAAAGACGAAGAGAAAACCUGGCUCGAGCUGAAGAAGCCGACGAAAUCAGGCGCAGCGGGAUGGAAGAGUUACAUUCGGAGGUGAAGUCCAUCCAACAAGAAACUCAAGCCCUUCGCCCAGCUAUCCAUUUACUCCGAUCACAGCAUGUUCAAACUCUCGACUCGCUCUUCCCCAUUGUACCCUUAAACCCUUCCACACUGCUGUACUCUAUCCUGGAAGUACCUCUUCCCAUCCCUUCCUCCCCAGAAGAGCCUGCUCCGCCUUUGACUAUGCCCACUGGCGUCUUGCCUGAUGGCAUGAAGAUCGAUGAGAGGACGACAUCCGCUGCGCUGGGAUAUGUAGCAAUGGUGGUCCAUCUGUUGGACCAGCUGAAAGGGACGGAAGGAGGUUUACCGUACCCCGUGACGUGUGCGGGCAGUAGGAGCUUGGUCAAGGAUGCUGUCAGCGUGAUGCAGGGUCCUAGAUCAUUUCCGUUAUAUGCCCGAGGCGUAGAGCGAUACCGAUUUGAAUAUGCCGUUUAUCUGCUCAACAAGAAUAUCGAGAUGUUGAUGCAAGAAGCGGAUAUUCGACUGGUUGAGCUACGUCACACCCUUCCAAAUCUCAAAAAUCUCCUCCUCACUCUGUCAUCUCCAGAACCACCACCACUACCAAUUCCCAUGAUAGCUAGCUCAUCACGUCAAACCUCACUCUUCGUCGAGGGGUGUCAACACACCUUCUCCCUUGGGAAGAAGGAUAAAUCGACGUCGGAAGAGCGAGAGGCCUAG
Molecule: messenger RNA, 2394 nt
Organism: Tremella mesenterica DSM 1558
Lineage: Eukaryota; Fungi; Basidiomycota; Tremellomycetes; Tremellales; Tremellaceae
Exons: 9
Coding region: 40-2394 (784 amino acids)
Biological process (GO): SNARE complex assembly
Cellular component (GO): endosome; lytic vacuole
Molecular function (GO): SNARE binding
Source: RefSeq, a predicted model, not a curated record